Molecule: messenger RNA, 3834 nt
Organism: Scheffersomyces coipomensis
Lineage: Eukaryota; Fungi; Ascomycota; Pichiomycetes; Serinales; Debaryomycetaceae
Product: ABC transporter family protein
Exons: 2
Coding region: 1-3834 (1277 amino acids)
Biological process (GO): transmembrane transport
Cellular component (GO): membrane
Molecular function (GO): ATP hydrolysis activity; ATP binding; ABC-type transporter activity
Source: RefSeq, a predicted model, not a curated record
AUGAAUCUAACGAUAUUAUCUAUCCCGCCUGAAGAUCGAGUUAGCUUAACAGUCCGAGAUCUUACAGUAUCAAUACCUUCAAAGAAGAAACAUAAGCAAGAUCUCGGGGAGAAACCAGUUACAGAAGAGGCGAGAAUUCUCGAUGGGGUUUCAUUUAAUAUAAAUGAAUCCGAAUUAGUGGCCAUUGUUGGAGGUUCAGGAAGUGGUAAAACAACCUUAUUGAAUACAUUGUCGUCUAGAUUAAAUGUUGACAAUAAACAAAUGAUUUUCUCAGGAUAUAUCAAUUAUUCAACAGUAAGUGAGGAAACAAAGAUAAAGAAUUCAUAUUUAUUACAAGAUGAUGUAUUUUUGGAUCGUUUAACUGUAUUUGAAACUCUUCAAUUCCAAGCUGAUCUUCGUUUACCCAAAAGCGUCACACAAUUAGAGAAACUCAACUUGAUUAACGCAUUAUUAGAUGCAUUAGAGUUGAAUCAUUUACGACAUACCAUGCUUACAUCAGGUUCAAUUACUUUAUCAGGUGGAGAACAACGGAGAUUAUCAUUGGCCAUACAAUUGUUGAAUAGACCGUCACUUUUAUUCUUAGAUGAACCUACUACUGGGUUGGAUGGAAGUUCCUCAUUAAAAUUAAUUCAAAUUUUGAAACAAUUAUCCCUGAAGGCUAUUGGUAUAACUAUUAUUAUUUCCAUUCAUCAGCCACGGAUUGAGAUCACGAAAUUAUUUGAUAAAAUAUGUUUAUUGACAAAAGGUGGUAGAUUAGUUUAUUUUGGAAGUUUGAUUGAUUCGGCCAAUUAUCUCAAUCAAGUAAGUACAUUAAACGUAGAAACAGACCAUAAUGAAAAGGAAAAUACGAGAGAAUCAAAUAACUUCGUCGAUUUCAUUAUGGAUUUAUCGGUGAAGGACUCUUCUACCAAACGACAAGAACAAUUAACCACCCAGAGGAUUGAUAAAUUGGUACAGUGUUGGAAAGAUCAAUCAAAGCACAUUUUCCUUCCAGUGACUCCUAAAACGGAUAAUUGUUUUCAAGAUUUAAUUAUUAUGCUUUCACCUCCACAAAAUUCAAGAAUUUCAUUCAUGACAGAGGUUUCAAUAUUAACCAAAAGGACUUUCAUAACCACUUAUAGAGAUUCAUUUUCUCUCUUGGCGAUGGAUGGAGGUUCUCUUGUGUUGGCUCUCAUUACUGGUUGGUUAUUCUUUAAGCCAAAGCCUGAUUUAGCUGGUAUUAGAUCAAUAACAUCAGCCGUGUAUAUAAUGAUAGAAAUUGUCGGAUUUUGUCCUGUUUUCAUUGAAUUGGAAAGAUUAUGGGAUGUUGAGGGGAUUAACUUCUUUCGAGAACAUAAAGAACAGUACGUAUCUAUCACUGGGUUUAUCAUUUCAAGAAGAGCAGGAAAGCUUUUAUUAGAAGAUUUACCUAUUGCUAUUAUCUUCGCAAUUAUUACGUUUUUUAUGUGGGGGUUAAGAGGUGGUGUUGGUCAUUUUUUUAUUUAUUUAGUUAUUACUAUCUUAACUUCAUUAGUAGGUAUGGCAUCUGCAAUGGUUUGUUUUGCUAUUGGUAGAGAUUUUGCUAUUGCCAUUAUGAUCUUUAAUUGUUUUUAUCAAUUACAAAAUAGUGCUUGUGGUUAUUAUAUCAAUGCCGCAACUAUGCCAGUGUAUGUGAGAUGGUUGAAAUAUACGGCAUAUUUUUGGUAUGCUUUUGGAGCUUUAACAUCGAAUCAGUACUCUAAUUGGCAUGGUGCUUGUCCUGUUGGACCUGGUGUUGAUUGUACUGAAUACUCUGGUAAUUAUCAAUUAGCAGUAUUGGGAUUUCCUGUUAAUUGGAUUGGAGAACCGAUUGGAAUACUAGUAGCGUGGUGGAUUGGAUUUUUAAUCUUAACCUGUAUAGGGCUUAGAUUUAAGAAUUAUGAUAUGGCAAUGUCAAAAAAGAAGAAGAAUAAAAUUGGUGGUGAGGAAGAAGAAGAUCAACUAACUGACGAUCAAACUUCAGAUAAACAUAAAUCCGAUAACUUGCAAAUUACAUCUCCAGCGUUACCUACGGAUACCACCCUUACUACUAAUGAAGGUAUAAGUAUUACCAUCGAAAAUCUUCAACUUUCUGUAUCCCCUAAAACAUUCAUUGGAAAAAAGUCGACAAAGUUAUUGUUGGAUGGUGUUAGCGCUAAUUUUACUAGUUCGUCAAUUAAUGUCAUAAUGGGUCCAUCAGGAAGUGGUAAGACUACAUUAUUGAAUUAUCUAUGUAGCAGACUUUCAAAAUCAUCAAACUUUAAUGGUCUGGGGAGUAUGUUUAUCAAUGGUUGGCAAUCUCUAACUACAGAAGAACUUUCUCAAAUUGCAGGUUAUGUUUCGCAACAUGAUACAUCAUUAAUUCCUAAUUUAACAGUUCGAGAAACUCUUUAUUUCCAAGCUCAAUUAAGAUUCCCCAAACUGGAAAAUCGGAGUGAAAUUCCAGCUUUGAUAAAUACAUUAAUAAGAAAGAUGGGUUUAAAAGAUUGUGCGGAGACGUUAAUUGGAUCAGAAUUUGUGAAAGGUAUAAGUGGUGGAGAAAGAAGAAGAGUUUCAAUAGCUACUCAAUUAUUAAGUCGUCCCAAGAUUUUAUUCCUAGAUGAACCUACUUCAGGAUUAGAUUCUGCUACCGCAUUAUCAAUCUUGACUUUAAUUAAUGAUCUUGCUAAAUGGAAUAAAUCAACUAUCAUUCUCACUAUUCAUCAACCAAAUGAAGAUAUGAUUAAACAAUUUGAUACCAUUUUAUUAUUAAGUAAAGGUGGUAAAGUUAUUUAUAGUGGAGAAUCUACACGAGUUAAAACAUAUUUUGAAUCAAUGAAGUAUCCUAUACCUCACAAUCAAAAUAUUGCAAAUCACAUAUUAGACUUAGUUUCUCGUAGCAUGGAAGAAGAAGAAGAAACAUUUCAACAAAGAAUAUUAUACUUGAUAUAUCAAUGGAAGCAACAUGGAACAGAAUAUCAACCAACAAUACCUCGACAUGAAAUCAGCUUAGAAUAUUAUAAACGGAAAAGAUCACCCUUUCGAAUCACUUUAUUCACUAUCGCAAGUCGACAAUUCCUAAACACACUUCGUACCUUCGAUAUCCUUUUCGCCAGAUUAUUCCAAACAAUAUUCUUAGGGAUAAUACACGCCUUGUUUUUUUCUCCUUUGAAGCAUACUACUCAGGGUAUAGCCAAUCGACUUGGGUUAGUCCAAGAAGUGCUUAAUUUAUAUUUCGUUGGUUUAAUCAACAAUAUCGCACUAUACCCCACCGAAAGAGAUAUCUUCUACCACGAAUAUAAAGAUGGUAUAUAUGGAGUAGCAGCAUUCACAUUAUCUUAUUUAUUCAUCGAACUUCCCAUGGAAAUCAUCCCAAGCAUGAUAUUCAGUGCAUUAGUGGUAUUUGUGGUAGGUCUUCCAAGAACAGCUCCAAUGUUCUUUUCUAUGCUUCUUUGUUCAUUCGUAUCGAUUAAUGCAGGUGAAUCAUUGGGUAUAAUAUUGAAUAGUCUAUUGCAUCAUUUAGGUCUCGCCACCAAUGUAUUGUCUAUCAUUAUAAUGAUUGCGGUGUUCAUGGGUGGUACUAUGUCUUUACAAAUGCCAGGUUUCUUUAAAGGUAUUAAUUAUAUUAAUCCCAUGAAAUAUGCGGUAGAUAUAACUGCUCAAUUAGGCUUUGAAAAUCAAACCUUUAAAUGUAUUGAAGGAGUAAAUUGUGCUUUAGAUAGUGGGAAAGCAGUAUUAGAAUAUUAUAAAUUAGGAGGUUCAUUGGGUGUUAAUAUUGGUGCUUUAGUAGCAUGUUUUGUGGUUUAUAGAUUAAUAUCAAUUUUAGCUGUAUAUAUUAGAGUUAAAUUUUAUAAUUAA